This is a messenger RNA of Cuculus canorus (common cuckoo), 7391 nucleotides long. It is a transcript of the gene CACNB2, whose product is annotated as calcium voltage-gated channel auxiliary subunit beta 2. The transcript has 14 exons. Gene Ontology annotation, molecular function: protein binding; high voltage-gated calcium channel activity. Gene Ontology annotation, biological process: neuromuscular junction development; regulation of voltage-gated calcium channel activity; chemical synaptic transmission. The record is from RefSeq and is a predicted model, not a curated record. Lineage: Eukaryota; Metazoa; Chordata; Aves; Cuculiformes; Cuculidae. Bases 633 to 2480 code for a protein of 615 amino acids. Gene Ontology annotation, cellular component: voltage-gated calcium channel complex.
GAGGAACAAAGAGAAACAAGCGGGGACAGUGAUUUUCUGCUUUUGCAUCCGCUUCUGGGAUGUGUGUGCUGGCGGGUGCGCCUACUGCUGCGGAGGAGGUGCCGGGUCAACAGGUGCCCUCCAACGGGGCUGGAGCGGCAGCCACCACGCUGAGGGCACACACAACACGACAGGUACCUGCACGACCUGUUGGCCUGCAUUAUUUAUUGACAUUGAGAUCUUAAUUCUCUUUAUUACUUGGAAGAUCCCAGGGUCGUGAAAUAUUCAGGCAUAGCAGCAGUUAAGCAGUGCAGCCAGCAACCGGUUGUCUCUUUGAUAUCCUCUGAAGUUGAGCAGCUUCCAGUGUUAGAGCUUCAUUCCCCUACCAGCUCAGAGCUUGGGUGGAAGCUUGGUGGAUAAUCAGGCACUGCAUUUUGUCAGUGGAGGAGGGAAGUGUCUGUGAGAACAGGUCCAUUUGACUUUCUGCUUCAACUUUUCCAAGAGAAGAGCCAACUUUGGAUUUCAUGGAUAUACAGGAAUACAGCCAGCUGCUGCUGAAGACAGAUGCUUAGUGUGCCUGUGUCAGCCAGGCUAAGGGACUAUACUCCCUGGGAUAACAGAAGCACCUGGAAUACACCUCUAUCUGACUUUCCAUGCUGGUGAGGCUGUUAUUGGUCAUCUCAGCCUUGCAUGUUGCCAUGCCAAAAACACCCAAGGCUAAAAAUGUGUCCUGGGGUUCGGCGGACUCCUACACCAGCCGUCCAUCUGAUUCAGAUGUAUCCCUGGAAGAAGACAGGGAAGCAGUGCGGAGAGAGGCAGAGCGACAGGCCCAGGCACAGCUGGAAAAAGCAAAGACAAAACCUGUUGCAUUUGCAGUUCGGACAAAUGUUGGGUACAGUGCAGCUCACGAUGAUGAUGUUCCAGUCCCAGGCAUGGCCAUCUCAUUUGAGGCUAAAGAUUUUCUUCAUGUUAAAGAAAAAUUUAAUAAUGACUGGUGGAUAGGACGGUUGGUAAAAGAAGGCUGUGAAAUAGGAUUCAUACCAAGCCCAGUCAAACUAGAAAACAUGCGGCUGCAGCAUGAACAAAAGGCAAAACAAGGGAAAUUCUACUCCAGUAAAUCAGGAGGAAACUCUUCAUCCAGUUUGGGUGACAUUGUUCCUAGUUCCAGAAAAUCGACGCCUCCAUCAUCUGCUAUAGACAUAGAUGCCACUGGCUUAGAUGCAGAAGAAAAUGAUAUUCCAGCAAACCAUCGCUCCCCUAAACCCAGUGCAAACAGUGUAACAUCACCCCACUCCAAAGAGAAAAGAAUGCCCUUCUUUAAGAAGACAGAGCACAUCCCUCCCUAUGAUGUAGUGCCUUCUAUGCGACCAGUAGUUUUAGUGGGACCUUCUCUGAAGGGAUAUGAGGUAACGGAUAUGAUGCAAAAAGCAUUAUUUGAUUUUUUAAAACAUAGAUUCGAAGGGCGUAUAUCAAUUACACGAGUCACAGCAGACAUCUCGCUUGCCAAACGCUCAGUAUUAAACAACCCCAGUAAGCAUGCGAUAAUAGAGCGAUCUAACACAAGAUCAAGCUUAGCUGAAGUUCAAAGUGAAAUUGAACGGAUUUUUGAAUUAGCAAGGACACUGCAACUAGUAGUGCUUGAUGCUGAUACCAUUAACCACCCAGCACAACUAAGCAAAACCUCUCUGGCUCCCAUUAUAGUGUAUGUAAAGAUUUCUUCUCCUAAGGUUUUACAAAGGUUAAUAAAAUCUCGAGGGAAAUCUCAGGCCAAACACCUUAAUGUUCAGAUGGUGGCAGCUGAUAAACUGGCACAGUGUCCUCCGGAAAUGUUCGAUGUAAUUCUCGAUGAGAACCAGCUUGAAGAUGCUUGUGAGCACCUUGCUGACUAUCUGGAAGCCUACUGGAAGGCCACACAUCCACCUAGCAGCAAUCCUCCUAACCAGCUUCUCACUCGCACACUUGCAACAGCCACUCUUCCUAUUAGCCCAGGUCCAAAUAUAAAUUUACAGCAGGGAUCUCAAGGAGACCAGAGGAAUGACCAUUCAGUCCCUGAACGCAGCAGUUCACAAAUUGAAGAGGAAGCACGGGUUGAACCCAUCAAGAAAUCUCAGCAUCGCUCUUCCUCAAGCCAACACCACAACCAUCGCGGUGGUGGCAGAGGCCUUUCUAGGCAGGAAACUUUUGACUCAGAAACACAAGACAGCAGAGAUUCGGCUUACGUAGAGCCAAAGGAGGACUACUCACAUGAGCACGGUGACCACUAUGAUUCUCACAGGGAUCACAAUCAUAGAGACGAGUCCCACGGGAGCAGUGAUCACAGACAUAGAGAAUCGAGGCAUCGCUCAAAGGAGAGGGACCGCGAGCAGGACCACAAUGAAUGCAACAAACAGCGUAGUCGUCAUAAAUCGAGGGACCAAUAUUGUGACAAGGAUGGGGAAGUGAUAUCGAAAAAACGUAACGACACAGGAGAAUGGAACAGGGAUGUUUACAUCCGUCAGUAACUUUUGCCUCCGGCAGUCUUGUGUUUCUUUGGAGUCUUGUAACAAUGCCCCUUGAAAAUAUCUUUGGGUUCUUCAUUGCAGAACAUAUGGUAUCCUUCUGUAUGCUGAUUUGUAUUGCUGUUGCUUGCAUAGCAAUAGCAUGAAAUAGAAUAUUCAUAUACUUAUUUUUUUGGUUAGUGCUAUAUGAAUUAGCGUAGUACAACUGCAGAGAUCCUGAUGUUGUACUAUGUCAUUUUGAAGCUGUUUUUUGGUAGCUGCCACUUGAACAAUAUCUGUUGCCAUCAAGGUGUUGUUAGUGUUUUUUAAGAAAAGGUACAUUUGAUGUUUGAUAACUUCCCAUGUAUUCAGCAAGCCAGAAUCAGCACAUAAAAAAUUUAAAACUUUUUGUCUGCUCUGAUUUUUAAUUUGUAUGCACUUGAUUUGCAUAUUGAGUUAAGAGCCACUCUCUGUUGCUUGUACCUCUGGUGGUCUCCAUUUGAAGACAGAAUUUAGUCUUGCCUUACACACAGGGGAUCAUUAAGUCAAAAUCUAUUUUCUAUGUACUGGUACUGUGUACUGUAUAUACAGUUUAUAAAUGUUAUUUCUGCAAACACCUUCUUACUAUAUAAGUUUGACCACACUGUUUUAGAGUCCUAAUGCCAAGUCAGCAGAUUUGCUUUUGAAUUACUGGCAACUGGAACUAGCCUCAAUUAGGAAAUCUGUAACAGUGUUCAACCUAAAUACUACUUCUUCUGUAGCAGAAAGCUUAUACUUCUUGUAAAUACAAAUGAGUGCUUGAGAUAAAGGGUCUAACUCUUACACCUUAUGCUGUCCUUGCAAACCCAAUUUUGCAUUUUAAAUUACAAUGAUAAGAUAAUGAAUUUACCACUAUAAAUUACUCUUCUCUGUACAGGUCGCAAAGUUGCAAUGGACACAGCUUAAUUUUUGUUCUAUUGUCAGAAUAAUAGAGCACACAUGACAGAGGUGUGUAUGUGAGUGGGUGGGUGGUGGAUGGGCGGAUGUGUGUGUACACAUCAGGCAGCGGCGUGUGAGAAUCUACUGAAGAAAACAAAGGUUACACAAAAGCCCAACGAAUCUAUUUCUUCAUUCUCUUUACUACUAUUAAAAUCCCAAUUGCAGUUAAGGAAUGAGGGAGUUUACCGACCGAGGUAAUUGAGAAAGCAUAAAUCUGCUGGCUCUUUGUUAAGACUUCAGGAAAGUAAAACCAGGCAAACGUUACUGUGAGUGUUUCACUGGAAAUGUAAAAUCUUUGUGUUUUAGAGUAUUUGUUUUAGUAAGAAAAGUUUACACAGCUUGUGGAGAGUUAUUUUGUUGGAAAAUAAAUUUUUGUAGCUUCUCCAUUUUUUCUACACUUGCCAAUUCCUCUGCAGUCCAAGCUCACAGGUUUUCCUUCACCUUAACUAUCGUGCUGCUGGCAAGAACUUAGAAAAAUGACUGUGACAAAAUAGCCUGUUACAAGCUUACUAGAGAAAAUGCAUUGAAAUGAAAGGGAGUGGGCACAAGUUUGUUUUGCAUUGAACAACUGUUGCACUGGUAAGUGGGGGGAAAUCUGCUCUUAUUUUCGACUACAGGUUCCAUACCCUUGCCUAGUGUAAAAGCUGUUCUGCAUCACAGUCUUUGUAGUAAUUGUAUGAAUGAAAUACUUUUUUGUAUUUCACUGUAAAUAGCAUAAUAUGUAAAGACUGUAGGCAAGAUAAUAAUUAAUUUAGCUGGAAGUUCUUUUUAUUUAUUGUUUUAAUUCUGGGAAUAUCAGCAUUGCCUGAUUUUUAAUAUCAUUUUAGUGAAAUGGAUAAGAUAUAUGGCAGAUGCAUGUUUUCUCCAAUCUCCUAUUUCAGCAUCUAAGCAGUUCAGUUCAACUCCGCUCCGCCCUCCCUCUCCCGUUCCUCUCACUGAUGCUUUAUAUGCAUUUUUUACUACAAAAUAAGAGUUUGAAAUUCUGGCCAUUCCUCCCAGUGCUGCUGACUGUUGUGGUUAUUCAAGGGUAGUAUUUGGCUCAAAGCAUGAACUGUUGGGAACACAAGGAAAAGGGUACUUUUCUAGAAAUAAAAUUCCAGUUUUUCUAAACACCACUAAAUGACUUUGUAGACAAAGGAAGCAUAGGUAAGUAGAUCUGUUGUAUUACUAAGUGGAUUUGUAAGAGUAUAUAACAGUGGCUUUUGAUAUCAGAGGAUUUUCAAGGUAUCAGUGGAAAACAAAAUUGAAAGACUUUGUUGUUCGAAUAAUAUCAGAUCGCAUGUACAUGGGAAUAGAAGUUAUAUUGUCUUGCUCUAUAUAGCCUGGCUUUAGCUAUUUUACCAGCUUCAGGAAAUGCUGUUGCUCCCUUCAACUGUUGUAUGACAACUCUGUCCUCCAAUAAGUGAUCUAUGAAUUCUACUUCAUUACCUUGAACAUUUUUGUUCUUGUUUUUUUUAACGUUUGCUCUGAAGAGUGAUUAUUUUCCACCUUAAAGUAUUUUUUAACGAAUGCUUGGCAGGGUUUCAAAGCACUGAGUAGUAUAUGAAAACCGUGGAAUAGGUAGCCAUGUAUAAACAAAUACAUGAGAAAAUAAAGAGCAUAGUUCAAGGCCUAGUAUUUAAGUAUGGCCUAUAUAUUGAUUUAGGGAAUAUAAACACCUUAUCAUAAAAAAGGCAUGUCUCAAAGAAACUAAUGAAAGAAUCAUGUUUUGUAUAGUGCUGCUAGUCAUGUACAGACAACUUACCAACACGUGUUUUUUAGGCAGACUCACUCAGUAGGUUUUUAUUAGCCUUGCUAAGAUACUUUCCUUCAGUUAUUGUUUUAAGAGUGACAAACCAUUUGUCAGCUGAGCUUGUACUACAUAUAUUGCACAAUACCACCUGCCUGCUGAGCACUACUUUGAAAAGCACUUUAAACAGAAUUAUUUCAAUAAGAAGCUUUAAAAAUACUCCAACUGGAGGACAUAUCAAAGGUUAUUGUGAAGAAAUGUCUUUGCAAAGUUUUGCCAAUAGGAAGUUUAAUGUUAUUGUUUGCAUUAGGAUACUAAUGAGUUCAUUUUUCUGUACUUGGUUUCAGGAGCUUUGAAUCUGAGGAGUGGUAGAGGUCCCAGUGAGCUCCAGAACCUUCUUAUGUAUGCAUGGUACAACCAACCUGUAAAAUUUCUAUUCUAAUGAGCUAAAGGGAUAAUAAAACCAGUGAGAUAUAAGAAAAGAGAGGAAGAUAAAAUAGUUAAUGUCUCGUAAGCUCUCGCUGUAUAUUUUUCUAAAGAAUUUCAGUACAUGGAAAGAAUGGGAUUCAUUUUAACAUUUAUGUGUAUGUAUGUUAGAUGUUAAGCUUAUUUUUGUAUGUCUUUUUAAACGAAUACACAUCAGUGCUGUUCAUCAGCCCAAGUGUAUCCUUUAUCAGCUGUGUGGUGUCACACAGACUUUGUGGGAAAAAGAAUUCUUAAGGAGGGACUGGAAGGAGGCAAGAGCAAUAGUCCCCAGACCUGUAAAGGGACAGGACAGUGGGGAUGAAUAAGCCAACAGGUUCGUGCACAAAGGGAGCAUCAGUAGGAGUUAAGAGAUGAAAGAAACUAUUUUUAAAUUAGUCCAUAAAGUACUGCCUAGAAAUUAAAUAAAAAUUAUAGAUCCAUAAACCCCUCUUCUAGAAUACUCAUGAAUUCAUACUCUGGCAUCAAGAGUUCAGAAUUUGAGAAGAGUUCUGCAAUUUUUGCUUCUCAAGGCAUAAAAUUAAAUAGAUAGUUUCUCCUAAGGAUUUGGCCCUAACAAAAGAAGCUAAAGUUUUAAAGCUACAAUGAACUACAAUGAAUUUUUUUCAUGGAAAUCUAUAGACUCUUUAACUUAUGGCCCUUACUAUAAGUGGAGGAUAAGGAAAUGAAAUCCCAUUCAUCAAACCCUGAAUAAAAGUAGAGAACUAAUUUCACUUCUCUCUGCAUAUCUGAUUGCUCAUCUUAGACAUGUAGUUCCUACCCAGGUCUAAUGCUCUGUCCCAUAACACUCUCUCUUAUGAAUUUUUACUAUUACUAUCAUUUUUAAGCUCCUUUUGUUUAUAGAGUCAUUAACAUUCUGGACAACUGUUUUAAUAUGGUCCAUUAUCAUUCCCUUAGCUGGAAUACAGUGAGUGGUCUGAUUGCUUUUUAAUCAAUGUCUGUCUGAAGUGAAAAGGUUAGUGUAAACCACCUCCUCUGUUAGUUACCAAAGGCUCUUCAAGAUUUAUUUUUCUUUGUGGUUACAUUUGACCUCUGACUGCUUUAACACAUCAGGCUGAAAGCCAUUUCCCAAAUGCUUUUGGCUUGAAUGUUAUUCCCUUCACGAUAAUAAAGCAUAUUGCAAAAAACUUUACGACAUAGUCUAGAAGAAGAGAGAAGUUAUUUUUCAGAAGGUAAUACAUCAUUUAUGGUGUAAAUUUACUUAUAUUUAUUACUUUAUUGCAGAUCUUUCACCAAAAUUUUAAUUCUUCUGUCAUCUGUAAAAUAUGUGGAUGCCAUUUUUUUUUAAAUGUUUUUAAUCAAAUGUUAUUCAAUCAAAUUUAUUGCUUGGCAAUUUGUCUAUAAUUUAUUUCCCCAGUUUUACAUAACAGUUUUAUAUGAGCUUACUGUAGUUUUAUAGAGGGUUUCUUUUUAUAACUUACCACCCUAGAGAUGUGUUCCUACGCAGGCCCAAAAAAGAUUUAUAACAGAUAUAAUAGAGUUUAAGCUGGUUCUUCUAAGUCAUCCAUGUUCUCUCUUCUUACUUUAUUCUUACCACUUUUAUCUAUCAUGCCUACCUACUCUGCAAUGACUUCUAGCAGUACAAAACUGAAUUUCUCACAAAUCUUUUAGUCGUGAACAAUUAAACAUAAAAAGAAAGUUUAUAUUUUGAACUACCCACUCCAAAGUAAUUUAUUGUUGAUCACAAUUACCAGCCUAUUUCUUACUAAAAUAUUCCCUUCUCCUUGAAUAAACUUCUGAAAUUC